UGCGAGCAUUAGCCACGUGCAGUGUGUCUAAAACUCGUGUCCCAAGCUUGUCUCCUCCGAUUACAGGAGUAGGCGUUAGGGGCGCCUGGUGACAAAGGGAGCUUUAGUGAAGCCUGCCCAGCUGACAGCCCCGAGACGUCACCUUCUGACCUAGAAGAGGCAGCUUGCCUGGAGGAACGGAGCGAUAAAUACCAGGCGGCUUGGCCAGAAGCAGCCGGCGGCCAACCAGAGCAAGAGCGAGCGUGAGAGCCGCGCGAGAUCCCAAGCCAGCCAGAGGCCCCCACUCCCUACCACACCGCCGAUCAGCAACCUGCUCGCACCUGCAAAAGUUGGCCCAGCUUCCCCUGCAGCAGCAGCAGCCCCGAUCCUCCGCGCCAGGCAUCCUCUUGGGUGCACCUGUUUGCUCCGUGCGCCGCCCUAUGCCCGAGCGGGCCACCCGCGCAAAGACGGCUCCCUCUGCCUCCCCUCUUGGGAAAGUGUUCCUGAAGAUCGUCCCGCAGCAGUAGCUGCACAGAGCUCUCGCGCGCGCCCGGUGCGCCUCGGUCCAAUUCUCUGCGGGAAUCCAUUCCAGGCUCUCCCGUCCCUAGGGGGAUCCCAGCACCGAGUCGCCGCCCUCGCCCAUCGCACCCUUCGCACGUGCUGCUUUUGCCAUGUCGCAGCGGCUGGAUUUGCAGAGCUUCCAGAACGGGGACGUGCAUCCCAGCCGCCUCAAAGGUUUCGGGGAGCUACUGCCCGGCAGCGAGCUGUGGAGGCCCCCGAAGCACGACCCUGCGCCGCUGGAGCAAGAAGGCGGCGAGGAAGCGAGGGACCCCUUGCCCGCUCUCGAGGCCGCCUACGCCUCCAUCCUGCAAGGGCUGGGCGAGAACCCCGGCCGGCAAGGGCUCCUGCUCACGCCGCUCAGGGCUGCCAAGGCCAUGCAGUUUCUCACCAAAGGCUACCAGGAAUGCGUCGGAGACAUACUCAAUGAUGCAGUUUUCGAUGAGGACCAUGAUGAGAUGGUGAUCGUGAAAGACAUUGAUAUGUUUUCCCUUUGUGAACAUCACUUGGUACCUUUCUUUGGCAAGGUACACAUUGGAUACUUACCAAGGAAGAAAGUGGUCGGUUUAAGCAAACUGGCAAGAAUUGUUGAAAUAUUUAGCCGAAGACUGCAAGUCCAGGAGCGACUUACCAAACAGAUUGCCCUGGCCAUUACUGAUGCUCUGAAACCUGUGGGCGUGGCUGUGGUCGUUGAAGCAUCGCACAUGUGCAUGAUCAUGAGGGGCGUUCAGAAAAUGAAUAGCAGAACUGUCACCAGCGCCAUGCUUGGAGUCUUGCGAGAAGAUCCAAAAACCAGGGAGGAAUUUCUUGCCUUGAUCAAGAAUUAAACGGCAACAUCUUGCAGCUCCCUAUGGAGCUGGAGUGCACACGAAAGUCAGUUGCCAAAACCUAAUUGCUUUGUGUGAAGCCAGUUUUGUAGUCUGCGUAGGAGGGGAAAAAAACCUGUAUCACAGCUUUGUUCUCGCUUCUUGGUAACACUUUUGAAUGUUGCUAAACAUUUUGCUAGGGAAUGCAAGCACCUAACUCCAUCACUACUAAAAAGCCAGGUUUCCUUUUGAUAGUAACACAAUGGCUAAGGCCCUCUUCACACAUUUAGAGCUUUAGUGCAGGCCUAUUUUUUCCAAGUUCUUCGAUGUUAGAAAUCAGGGAGUCAUCUUAAAUUCAGAGUCCUGUUCCUUUCAGGUAAAUACAGUAUAACCUGUUUUCUUAAGUUCAGAGUAGUCUUCUAUCUGGGUAAAUAUGGUAUGUGUGUAAUUUACGUACACUAGUCAGAGACCCUGUCUUCCUACAACUGCCAGGACUGUGUACAUGGAGCUCAGCUGGAAAAGAAGCAACCCAUGCUGUUCAAUGGGGAGAUACAAAGUCCUGCCUCCCUUCCUCAACCUGAACUGCUGAUUGGCACUAUAGCUGCUUUUCUAACUGGGCUUUGUGCAUCCAGCCUUAGCUGCUGCAUUGUGGGGAGAUGCACACUUGCGGCAUAAGUUUGCACCCACAGUUCCACAUCCAGCUAGGGACAUGAAUGUGGAAACUAUUUCCAUAUGGCCCAGGGUUGGACUGCAAUGCUUGUAUGUAGCUAAGUAGUGGCUAUGAGAUUGAGCUAUGACUCAGGAAGUUCCUGGUUCAAAUCUUUCCUCUGCUAGCAAUUCACCAGGUAGCCGUAGGUAAUCUCAGUCUGAGCCCUCCACCUGCAAUAUGGUGAUGCUACUACAUACCUUACAGGGUUGCUUUAAAGAUUACAGCAGAAUAAUAUGUGUUAAGAGCUUUGCACACUUAAAAGCUAAGUGUUAUUAAAUGUAGGACGGCAGGAGAAUCCUACUCUAAAUCAAAGUUUUGAUUGACAGCUUGUUUCUAUAUACAGAUAGACCUCGUUAUUCUUGCGUUUAGGAGUAGAAACCAUGAACAACAAAACCUUAUCCCUAUGGGAAUCUAGGGGUUAGAGCAUAAAUAAGAGAAAUAAAGUACUGUGCCUUGUUCUCCAGCAGUACACCCCACCCCCAAAUAACCACCAGUUUUCACAAAUCACAGGAUUUCUUCUUUUUUCUAAAAAACCCACAAAAUGGUUCUGCACUGUAAAAUGGCAGCAGGAAAUGACAUCAGAAAUCAUUUUCAGGUCAUUUCCAGCCACUCAAAACAGCUAAAAGGCAAAUUUUAGCCUAUUUUUGUACUAUGGAUAAAGAAACCAGGUCUCUAAGACCCAUUCGCAAAUAAGCGAACCUGCGGUUGUUUUAACUGCAGCUAAUGAGGGCCACCUGUAUUCCAUUGUCCUUCUGGAUAUUAGUUUUAGUGUCCCUAUUUAACUUACAUCCUUAUUCAAUUUUGUUUGUUUUAGUGCACAAGCACUCUGGGGACUAUGGCUCCAGAUGCGACAGAAGUACUGUAACCCUACUGUAUUAUCCUCAAAGCACUGUAUAGCACGACUUGAAAUGUGCCUCAUACAACCCAAUGCCUGACAGGGUUGGCAUUUCCUGAAAGAGAUUUCUUUGCUAAAUAGAAGCCUCCAAUCCUGAUAUUGUUACAGCUCACUUCUUUCAGUGGUUUCAGAGGAAACAGGGAAGCGAUACAUACAUACCGCUGUUGCUUCAUACACAUAUUCAUUUGAAUAACGCACAUCAAGUCAACAUGGGGACUAAACACAUUUCGAGUACAGAUCAUGUGUUCUACUGAAUCUAUGUUGAAUGUAAUAUGCAAGUAACUACACAAGUAUAGUUCAUCACUUGUUUACAGAGAUAGUACAUGUAUUGAAAGCAAUGCGUGAGAAUAGGGCUUGUGACUGAUGCUCAUGGGACUAUCUGUACAGACGGAGCUCUGUGCACUCAGGCCAGACACUAACAUCUAGAGCCCUCACAAGCAAGAAGUACAUUCUUGGCUAACAGUUGGAGAGGAAGCUGUCUUGAGCAACAGGUAUGUAAAAUGGUGCUAAAAUGCAGACAUAACAAAAAUUGUUAUGUCGCUGUAACUGCUGGAUUUCUAAAUUGCUUUUAGUACAGAGCAAUUAUUUUGGAUACCAGCCUAGUUUGCUUUAAGUUUCGAAUAUAACUACUAAUGACAUACUCAAAAUAUUAAAAAUUGGUAUAUUGAAUAUUGCUGC
Messenger RNA from Hemicordylus capensis (graceful crag lizard), 3625 nucleotides. RefSeq names its product GTP cyclohydrolase 1-like. Gene Ontology annotation, cellular component: cytoplasm. The record is from RefSeq and is a predicted model, not a curated record. Lineage: Eukaryota; Metazoa; Chordata; Lepidosauria; Squamata; Cordylidae. Bases 651 to 1364 code for a protein of 237 amino acids. Gene Ontology annotation, biological process: tetrahydrofolate biosynthetic process; tetrahydrobiopterin biosynthetic process. Gene Ontology annotation, molecular function: GTP binding; GTP cyclohydrolase I activity; zinc ion binding. The transcript has 6 exons.